Molecule: messenger RNA, 368 nt
Organism: Stegodyphus dumicola
Lineage: Eukaryota; Metazoa; Arthropoda; Arachnida; Araneae; Eresidae
Product: nephrin-like
Biological process (GO): cell-cell adhesion
Cellular component (GO): cell-cell junction; plasma membrane
Molecular function (GO): cell adhesion molecule binding
Source: RefSeq, a predicted model, not a curated record
UGCCACCAAAGAAGCUGGAAAUUCAAAAUCAUGUAAAUGGUAGCACUUUAGAGGUCAGGGAAGCAGAAAGGAUAGCACUUACAUGUAUAGCACGCCACAGUAAGCCUGCGGCAAAGUUGAAGUGGUAUCGAAAUGGAAUUCUACUUCAAGGAGGUUCAUUUCACCCAAGAGAAGAAACAACAAACGGUAGAGUACAUACAACACUUAGCACAAUUACAGUCUAUGUUAUUAUGGAUGACAAUGGUGCUUCAUACACAUGCGAAGCCAUUCACAGAGCUUUGACACAUCCCCUACGAGCCAAGAUAUCAAUUGAUGUUUUGUGUGGGCAAACUUUUGAUUUUGAUGAUUUAUUCCUGCCUUGGAAAUAA